CCAGAGCUGCCCUGAAGGCAAUCAAGUUCCUGAACGUUGACUUUGACUCUCCGAGUUAGAAUGAAUUAUGAACCACUACUUCGACGCAAUAAAAGGCAACGACCAGCUUCAUGUGAUGAUCUCGACACCAGCCGCUAUCAGCGAUCAGUUUCCUACAUGAGUGGCUGACAAGGUACUCUUAUUAGCUCAUGGUCUAGGACUCUAGGUACAGAAGUCGUCUACGGAAACAAGAUCUAUCAUAAUUGCCUCCAUUCAAUCGGUCCAAGACUGGAAUUUCAAAAACUGACAGACAUACGUUACCAUCCCAGGCACCGCUUCUCUAGAUUCUUAAAGGUCAGCGUAGAGCCGCCCUACAAUCUAGUCCCCGAUGUCUUCCUCUCUCGCUCAUCUGUCUUCAAAUGACCAAGCACUCUUUCACCAGUUCAGCUUCGGACCCAUUAGGACUGUACAGACACCCAUCAUCCAUCGUGCUUUUCGACAGCAUGUUAUAGAUCAGCCAGAGGCUAUUGCGGUAGAACAUCCGUCGCUCAAUGAGUCUAUCAGCUACCGACAACUGGACAUCCAAUCGAACCGUCUGGCUCAUCAUCUUCGAAAACAUAACAUAUGUCCUGGGUCCCGCGUUUGCAUCCUCGCUCGGCGGUCCAUCGAGCUGGUUAUAGGCAUUCUAGCGGUCCUGAAGAGUGGUGCCCAGUAUGUGCCCUUGGAUGCAGUAACGAUUACCGAUGAAACACUUCAAUUCGUGUUGGAGGACUCUGGUCCCAGUAUGGUGCUCUCGAUGGCAGAUUAUUUGGACUCGCUCUCUGAAUGCCCUGUUCCCGUGGUCUGUCUCGAAAAUUUCAUUCAGGGGGAUGAUUUUACAGAAGGGGGUCUCAGUGAGGUCGAGGAUCUCUCCUCUCCUUCUGAUGGCGCGUAUUGUAUCUACACUUCCGGCACUACAGGCAGACCAAAAGGCGUAGACGUCAAACACGAGGGCGUAACGAACGUCAUCAGUGGCGCCCCUGCCAAUGUUGGUAUGCGACGCGGAAUGCGAGUUGCUCAACUUCUCAAUAUCGCCUUCGAUAUGGGAGCAUGGGAGGUUUUGGGAUCUCUUUACAACGGCUGUACUCUGUGUCUUCGCGGAAACACAUUCAAAGACUGGGUAGCCGUCCUGAAGACCGUGGAUAUCGUGAUCUCUACACCUAGCAUCCUAAUGCGUCACGACCCCGAAGAUUACCCCAAUAUUCAACAUGUCAUCGUCGGUGGAGAACCUUGUCCUCAAAGUCUUGCCGACAAAUGGGCCUUCUAUACAUCAUUCAAUAAUUGUUGUGGGCCGACCGAAAUUUCCAUAUGCAACACAGUGCAGCCGCAUACAGCAGGGAGUUCUCUGUCAAUCGGUAAACCAAUUCCCAACACGAAUGUUUACAUUCUCUCGUGCGACGAUAACGCGGAAGCUCUUCCCAUUGGGCACGUGGGAUGUAUGUGGGUCGGUGGCAUCGGAACCAACACUCGUUACCUUAACCUUCCCGACAAGAACGUGGAACGUUGGAGACAGGAUCCCUAUGUGGCGGGCGGCCGCGGUAUGAUGUUUAACACGGGCGAUCUUGGACGUUGGAGACCGGACGGUCAAUUGGAUCAUAUGGGCCGUGUGGACGAUCAAGUAAAGGUUAAAGGUUUCCGAGUCGAACUUGAUGGUGUAUCUGCUGCAAUGCAGACAUGCGAAGGUGUCUUCAAAACUGCUGCAUUACUGGUCGAUUCUGAACUGUGGGGAUUCGUAACACCAUCAACUGUCGACCCGGAAUCCGUGCGCGAAGCAGUGUCGAGAGUUCAACCCUACUAUGCGGUUCCAACUCACUACAUUGCUUUGGAGGAUUUUCCUGCCACAAGAAACGGCAAAGUCGACAAGCGAGCCCUUCGGUCUAUUGCUUUGAGCAGUACUUUGCCAUACGAUAUGCCAUCACCGUGUCUUUCUGCGUCUUCGAGUCCGACCUGUUCUGACAGCGAGGGAGUCAUCACACCUUCCUCUCCUUUUUCCAAUUCUCUGUCGUCAUCCCACAUUUAUGGGGAGUCGUCAUUCUGGACAGAUAUUUCCUUAGACGAUGAAGCAAAAGGCGUUACCCAAAAGGAGUUCACGGACGAAAACCUGGACCUAUUCAGAUCAAUCAUACAACAUACGAAACGCCCCGAGCCUCUUCGAUUUCGCAGCAACGAUCCAAUUUUAGCUCAGCAGUGAACGUGUACGGAUGUUCUGAUUUCUUGCUCGAAAUUCGCGGACAGAUUACAGAUAUAUCUACAGAUGACAUUCUUUCAUGCCCCCUUUCGUUAAUUUACUUCCAUGCCAUGUUGGACGUUCAGCUUUUAUGCUGGUACUUAUUUAUAAUUACGAUCUAUAAGAUCAUAUACAUUCUUUUGAGGUUAUGUCGUGCUCAUCCUUGUUCGUACUACAUCAUCACAUCAUAAUCAUGCGUUCGUUUCAAUGCUGUG
Lentinula edodes (shiitake mushroom) is the source of this 2460-nucleotide messenger RNA. Its product is annotated as putative nonribosomal peptide synthetase. The record is from RefSeq and is a predicted model, not a curated record. Lineage: Eukaryota; Fungi; Basidiomycota; Agaricomycetes; Agaricales; Omphalotaceae. Gene Ontology annotation, cellular component: cytoplasm. The coding region runs from base 368 to 2209 and encodes 613 amino acids. Gene Ontology annotation, biological process: amino acid activation for nonribosomal peptide biosynthetic process; secondary metabolite biosynthetic process. The transcript is spliced from 5 exons. Gene Ontology annotation, molecular function: phosphopantetheine binding.